This is a messenger RNA of Trichomonas vaginalis G3, 573 nucleotides long. RefSeq lists its product as uncharacterized. Lineage: Eukaryota; Parabasalia; Trichomonadida; Trichomonadidae. The coding region runs from base 1 to 573 and encodes 190 amino acids. The transcript has a single exon. The record is from RefSeq and is a predicted model, not a curated record.
AUGUAUCAAGGUUUUUGUAUCAUAAAUGAAUGCAACAUUACACAAAAUAGAGUCUUCGAAGAUUGUGGAGGUUACUGGGUUCAAGAAAUUACCUCUGAUUCAUACAUCACUUGUGUCAAUGUUGUUGAAAACAAUCAAUCAUUAGAUAGUUUUAAUUCCCACAGAUCUUCUUAUUCUUAUUCAUCAAAAUUUAAAGUUACUUCAUGUAAUUAUAUAAGAAAUAAAAGUCCAAAUAGAGGUUAUCUGAUUUCUUCUUUUUGUGAUGUUUUCAUGAGUUAUUGUUGUAUUCUUAAAAAUGAAAUUAAAUAUAUUUUUAAUGCAUUUUCAAAAUCAAUAACAUUUGAAAACUCAGCUACAGAUAUCAUUAAAUCAACAGAAACAUCACCAACAUUUAAGAACACAGAUAUUUCAUUUGAAAACGAAUGCCCUCUUUUUAAAUUAGAAGUUGACGAUUCAUCAAAGUAUAAAUGUCGUCCUUCCACUCCAAAUAAUGACGAAAACGAAGAAAACGAAGAUAAAAUUUAUGUUAGAAAUCAUAUUAAAUUUUUCUAUUUAUUUUUAUCUCGUAAAUGA